CCGUCAGUACGGGCUUGGACGCCCUAGAGAGAAGACGUAGGGCUGUACGCUCUGUGGCUUUCCCCUCAGGCCCCUUGGAUAAAUGGCCAGGGAGGAGGCAGAGAGGCAUACUGCUGAUAGAAACACGAUAGCGGAGGCCACGCAUGCAGUGGUGGAAGGUGCAAAGUAGUGCUGGAGGGAGUGAGAGACGGGUGUUGUAGUGAGUGAAGGAAAGAGAAGAAAGGCGCCAUUUUGGUGGUAUAGCUUGACUUAAUACACGCAGUUCUCAAUGGAUGCAAGGCUCCCACGCCCACGGUUUUAACGCCACGCCACGCCCACAGGCCCGCCCGAGAUGUACCCCACGCCCAGGCCACCCGGCGCGAGUGUUGGCAGUCCACUCAUUCAUCGCCCGCCGAGUGCCCAAGGUCCCCCUGCCCCGCCCACCGGCCCGGGACAGCUCAAGUUUACCAUUGCGGAAACCUGUGAUCGAAUAAAAGAAGAGUUUAAUUUCUUGCAGUCCCAGUACCAUGCACUGAAGCUUGAAUGUGAGAAAUUAGCGAGUGACAAGACGGAAAUGCAGCGCCACUAUGUAAUGUAUUAUGAAAUGUCUUAUGGCCUCAACGUGGAAAUGCAUAAACAGACGGAGAUAGCGAAGAGACUCAAUGCAAUAAUCGCCCAGGUGCUGCCCUUCCUCUCCCAAGAACACCAGCAGCAGGUCGCCACAGCAGUAGAGAGAGCGAAGCAGGUGACCAUGACGGAACUAAAUGCCAUAAUAGGGCAACAGAUGCACGCACAAGCAGGCAUCCCCCACGGCGCCCAUGCCCCCACACUGCCAAUGGCGCCUCACCCGUCUUUGGGCACCAUGCCGGGACUUCCACCCUCCACCGCUGCCCCACCAGGCCUACUCUCCGCCGUGUCCUCAGCCUCGCUCAUAGGCCUACCCCCUCACCUUGGUAUGCCUUCAAUGUUGGGGAAGCCUGAUGCACUGCGGCCGGAGGAGAAGAGAGAGAGAGGGGAGGACAGGGCGGCGCAGCUGUUGGAGGAGAGAGUGCGUAACAGCAGCUCCCCAGGUGAAAAAUACCGGCCGAGGUCUCGCACGCCGGAUGACCACGAGGCGAAGAGGAGGAAAGAGGAGAAGGCGCAUGACAGUGACGGAGAGAAGAGCGAUCAGGACUUGGUGGUUGAUGUGGCGAAUGAAGACCCCAAUACCCCGCCGCAAGCCAACGGGGACCACCGCGACGUGAGAGAAAACGGAGAGAAGAAGCCAGAGAGACCCCCCUCGCAGUCCUCCUCUUCCAGGUCAACACCGCAACUCAAGCACGAGAAGGUGACAGGCUACGACCCCCAUAGUGCUGUGCGGCCGCCCCCCCUCACCUCCAACGGCAUCCCCACUAAUGGCUCAGCUGGGAAGCCCGCGUACAGCUUCCACGUGAAUGGUGAGGGCAACCUGGUGCCCGUGCCCUUUCCCGGUGACGCGCUGAUCGCGCCGGGCAUCCCGCGACACGCGCGGCAGAUCAACACGCUGCACCACGGCGAGGUGGUGUGCGCCGUCACCAUCAGCAACCCCACCAAGUACGUGUACACGGGCGGCAAGGGCUGCGUCAAGGUGUGGGACAUCUCGCAGCCAGGCUCCAAGACGCCCGUGUCCCAGCUGGACUGUCUGCAGCGCGACAACUACAUCCGCUCCGUCAAGCUGCUGCCCGACAUGCGCACCCUCAUCGUGGGCGGCGAGGCGUCCACGCUCAGCAUCUGGGACCUGGCCACGCCCACGCCACGCAUCAAGGCCGAGCUGAUCUCGUCGGCGCCGGCGUGCUACGCGCUGGCCAUCUCGCCGGACUCCAAGGUGUGCUUCAGCUGCUGCAGCGACGGCAACAUCGCCGUGUGGGACUUGCACAACCAGACGCUGGUGCGGCAGUUCCAGGGCCACACGGACGGCGCCUCGUGCAUCGACAUCUCGCCGGACGGCACCAAGCUGUGGACGGGCGGCCUGGACAACACGGUGCGCUCGUGGGACCUGCGCGAGGGGCGCCAGCUGCAGCAGCACGACUUCACCAGCCAGAUCUUCUCCCUGGGCUACUGCCCCACGGGGGAGUGGCUGGCCGUGGGCAUGGAGAGCUCCAACGUGGAGGUGCUGCACGUCAACAAGCCGGACAAGUACCAGCUGCACCUGCACGAGUCCUGCGUCCUCUCACUCAAGUUCGCUAACGCCGGGAAGUGGUUCAUCUCCACGGGCAAGGACAACCUGCUCAACGCCUGGCGGACACCCUACGGCGCCUCCAUCUUCCAGUCCAAGGAGUCUUCGUCCGUGCUGAGCUGUGACAUCUCUGCGGACGACCAUUACAUCAUCACUGGGUCUGGAGACAAGAAGAGCACAGUUUAUGAAGUGAUCUAUUAGCACACACACACACACACACACACACACACACACACACACACACACACACACACACACACACACACACACACACACACACACACACACACACACAGGUAACAUCCCACAAUGUACACCACGUGGGCAUUCUUUCUGGGGCAUUAGUGAGCCAGUGGGCAUUUGUGAAGCUCAUCUCUAUUUGAAUUGUUACCUAUGUUAGUGUGCGUGUGUGCGUGCGUGCGUGCGUUUACCUGCCGGGUCUGGUUACCUGCGCAGGUGAUUAACUUUCUCAGGUGGCGAGUUUAGCGUGUAGAUGAUAGUACAACCCUUUUUUGAGAGAGAGAGAGAGAGAGAGAGAGAGAGAGAGAGAGAGAGAGAGAGAGAGAGAGAGAGAGAGAGAUUCAUUCGUGGCGCAUAAGAACAAAGUGACAGUAAUAGAUUUAAGGUAGACAGGUACACACACACACACACACACACACACACACACACACACACACACACACACACACACACACACACACACACACACACACACAGACAGACAGACAGACGAGACAAGAUAUUGGACAGAAACCCAACACAUUAUACAGGCAGACAUACAGACAGAUGGACAGAACACACACACACACACACACACACACACACACACACACACA
Molecule: messenger RNA, 3009 nt
Organism: Scylla paramamosain (green mud crab)
Lineage: Eukaryota; Metazoa; Arthropoda; Malacostraca; Decapoda; Portunidae
Gene: gro
Product: protein groucho-like
Exons: 13
Coding region: 332-2374 (680 amino acids)
Biological process (GO): regulation of DNA-templated transcription; negative regulation of canonical Wnt signaling pathway
Cellular component (GO): nucleus; transcription regulator complex
Molecular function (GO): transcription corepressor activity; protein binding
Source: RefSeq, a predicted model, not a curated record